Aspergillus luchuensis is the source of this 1476-nucleotide messenger RNA. RefSeq lists its product as uncharacterized. NCBI's taxonomy places the organism in Eukaryota, Fungi, Ascomycota, Eurotiomycetes, Eurotiales, Aspergillaceae. The transcript has a single exon. The record is from RefSeq and is a predicted model, not a curated record. Bases 1 to 1476 code for a protein of 491 amino acids.
AUGUCCGAUGACAGCCCGGGAGAAAGGCGCGGCUUCCGCGCCUUCUUCGCCAAUGCCCUCCGGCCCAAGAAAUCCCGACAAGUCCUACGCAAGGGCUACAGCGCAUCUACACCAGACCUCCGAGCCGGCUUCAAGCGGCCCAGCACCACCAGCGAAGAUGUCCCUCCACUGCCCUCCCUGGCGCCAUUGGAGGCCCAUCGCCUCAAAUACCGGGAACUCAACGCCAACAAAGACACCCAACUCGGUGAAAGCCGCGAUCACACCGAAAUCCUGCACGCCAUCGGCGUCCAGGACAUCGACCCUUCAGACCCCUACGCCAACCGCUCCGAGUUCGACAACCGUCCUCCAGGCGAGCCCUUAAUCGCCAGUCUUACCCCAAUCCUCUGGGCAGAGAUCUGCUCCUAUCUCAAUCCCGCCGACCAAGCCAGUCUCGCCUUCGCCAGCAAAACCCUCCUCUCCAAGCUCGCCCCGCUUCAACCCUGGCAAGCCCUCAAUGACCCUUCCAACCGCGAAUACCGAUCCGACUUCCUCGUCUCCCAAGACCGCUACCUCCCCCAUCACCUCCUCUGCUUUCCCUGCGCCCGCUACCACCGUCGCACCCAAGAAGGCCACGAGAAACUGCAACCCGCCCAUGUCAUCAACCCUCUUUUCAACUGCCCCAACAUGCGCAACUCCCUCCUCCCGCCCCCGCGUCACCGCAUCACCCACGGCCGCACCCUCCCCUUCAGCUUCGUCCAACUCGUCAUGCGCGCCCACAACUUCUCCCCCUCCUACGGCCUACCCCCGGAUUCCCUCUCCCGCCGCUGGCGCCGCGACGACUGGUCCCACCACACUCGCUUCCACAUCCACAAAGGUCACCUGCUGAUGCGGGUCAUCAGCACUCGCUUCGCAGACCCAGACCUCCCGCCCAGCUCACAACGUCUCCUCCUCUACUCCCGCGAAGACUACUGGCCGUAUUUCUCUGCCUGCGCACACUGGCGCGACGGCGAACUCAUGAACGUCUGCAAAUGCGCCCUCACUCACAUCCCCAAACCCCGCGACACCUCCGCCCUACAGGGUCUCGAACACCGCGCGAAGGACCUCAUGGCGCGGCGCAUUCAUAACCCUAAUUCCAUCGCCACCCUGUGCGGGAAAUGUCGCCCCAUGCGCCGCUGUCCGGAGUGUCCGUCCGAAUACCUCGUCGAGAUCAAGUUGACCGAGGAUCGCACGGACCCGCGCUCCUUGCACUUCCGACAUGCAAUUGUGGUCACCCGGUGGUGUGAUCUAGGUGACGGAAAGUCACCGCGGCUGUCGAGGGAAUGGGCAGCGUGUAAUGGGUUAUUGGAGGGGUAUGAUUCGUUUCAAAUGCUGGGGAAGCGGUCUAUCUCAGGGAUUUUUGAAGCUUCGAUUGCGGAUGAUACCUUACCUGGACAGAGGAUUAUAUCGAUGAAUCCGAAGGGGAAGAAGAGGGGGGAGGAUGGGACGGGGUGGUAUUGA